Messenger RNA from Arabidopsis lyrata subsp. lyrata, 696 nucleotides. Its product is annotated as histone H2B.7. Gene Ontology annotation, biological process: nucleosome assembly. Gene Ontology annotation, molecular function: protein heterodimerization activity; DNA binding; structural constituent of chromatin. The record is from RefSeq and is a predicted model, not a curated record. NCBI's taxonomy places the organism in Eukaryota, Viridiplantae, Streptophyta, Magnoliopsida, Brassicales, Brassicaceae. The transcript has a single exon. Bases 80 to 517 code for a protein of 145 amino acids. Gene Ontology annotation, cellular component: nucleosome.
UAAAACAACACACACAAUCACAGAACUUGAUCUCACGUUUUAUCUUCUAAAUUCCGAAACUUUUUUUCUUGUGAAGAAAAUGGCACCAAAGGCAGAGAAAAAGCCGGCAGAGAAGAAACCAGUGGAGGAGAAAUCAAAAGCAGAGAAAGCUCCGGCGGAGAAGAAACCAAAAGCCGGCAAGAAACUCCCGAAAGAAGCCGGCGCCGGCGGAGACAAGAAGAAGAAGAUGAAGAAGAAGAGUGUUGAGACGUACAAGAUCUACAUCUUCAAGGUUCUGAAGCAAGUUCAUCCAGAUAUUGGAAUCUCAAGCAAAGCUAUGGGAAUCAUGAACAGUUUCAUAAACGAUAUCUUCGAGAAAUUGGCAUCGGAAUCGUCGAAGCUUGCUAGGUAUAAUAAGAAGCCAACGAUUACUUCUAGGGAGAUUCAGACUGCUGUUAGACUUGUUCUUCCUGGUGAGCUCGCGAAACACGCUGUUUCUGAAGGAACUAAGGCUGUGACUAAAUUUACCAGCUCUUGAAUUGUGUGGGUCUUGUUGAAUCGAAUUGUAAAAUUAGGGUUUUUAGAUUUGAUGGUUGUUGACUAUUAGUGGUUUCUGAAUUUCGUUUUCUUUUGGGUUUUUUUUUUCUUAGUGCUAUGUAAUCAAACAAGAUCCGAUCUUUCUCUGAAAUCAAUUAAAGCUUGAUCUUUUUGCUGAAA